AUGAUGGAUUGUACAAGGCCAUCUUCACAUCAAUUCAAGUCAUUUUUAAUAAAGGAUAUACUAGGGUUUGCUAAUAAAGAAAUACCAAAAGGCAAGAAUGAUAAUGGUACUUCACAACUGAAGAAAGAGAGCAUCCGAGAAUGGGAUGUCUUAAAAAAGAGGAAACAGUGUUCUUCAAAGGAAAGUAAGUGAUGGAAUAUCAACCAUGUUGCUCAGAGAAUUGUAUUAAAUGUCACAGUGAAUGGGUCUUUCAGUUCUUCGAUUAAUACGCAAUUGUCUGAUCAUAACUUUGCCUUGUUUGCUAUCAGUUUGGCUAGUACGUUCUCUACCAAACAUCACAGGUUGUUUUCUCCCUAUUCAGUUCUCAUGCAUCACUGAAUCAACAAUGAAGGGACUGGAUUGCCUUUAGUGGACCUCUCGGACGAAUAGUUUAGAAGUGAUAGAGCUAUGCAGUAUUCAAUAUAAAUAGAGUUAGUUUAGGUUUGCUUCUGCAGUAACACUAGCGUGACUAGACCAGUAAUGGAUGGCUCUUACCGCUGAACCUCUAGGGCAGAUAGUUUAGAGAUUAUGGAGGUACCAGUAUAAAUAAAGAUAGCAACACAUUAUACCAGCAUUCUUGCGAUGAUAUGUAAGCAUGCGUUUGUGAAGCGGUCUGUUUAUUCUUAUAUUGAAUUUCAAUAAAUCAUGACAUUUACGAUUCUGUCGGAUGAAAAACUGUCUGCAGUCUCCUUCCUACUCUACUUAAGGUCGGUACUUCAUCGGAAGCAGACAGGAAAUACACUCCAAAACUUUCUAUAUUCUGGAUAGCUCUAUCGGCAGUCCUAAACUGUUCGUCCUAGAUGUCCUGCAGUACAGUGUCAAUCCUUACUGUCAUUUUCUCCCGUAAGGGACGACACUUACGUACAAGGUAAUCUUUUUCAUUUCAUAGAAACCCAAUGUGGAAAAGGAACAACGAAUCGGGCUCCUUUCCAAAAUAAACAACGGCAGAUUUUAGAAAAACAUUUUCAGGAUUCAAAAUACGUCACGCAGAAAGAGCGUAAGAAAAUAGCCGACGAAAUAAAUCUAACCGAUCAGCAAGUGAAAAUAUGGUUUCAGAAUCGAAGAACAAGAUGGCGCAAGGCUAAUGGCAAUAAAGGGCUUGCGAAGGAAGGUUCACUUGAAGAUUGUAAAGAAAGCGUUCGUGCUGGGCAAAUUUUGUCAAAUUUUACCGAAAAGUUGUCGAUAGAUUGUGUCAGUCAGUUACAUAAACAGCUUACUGGAAAAUAA
Molecule: messenger RNA, 1266 nt
Organism: Paramuricea clavata
Lineage: Eukaryota; Metazoa; Cnidaria; Anthozoa; Malacalcyonacea; Plexauridae
Source: the annotation of a GenBank genome assembly